UUUCACUGGUUCAUAUAUAUCAUGCGCCCUAUAUAUAUUCGGCCAUGCUUGGCUUUCAAACUUCAAACCAAAUCACAAACAAAAUCAAUACCAUGAUGUUGAACUUGGCCUUGUCAAUCACUUCUUUUCUAUUGCUCUUUAAUAUCCGAGGAGGCUCAGCAGAGCAAUGUGGAAACCAAGCAGGGGGUGCUUUAUGCCCGGGAGGGCAAUGCUGCAGCAAGUUCGGCUGGUGUGGCACUACGCCUGAUUACUGCAGCACCGAUUGCCAAAGCCAAUGCGGCGGCGGUGGUGGUGGAGGAGGCGGUGGUGACAUUAAGGAUCUAGUUUCAAAGGACAGCUUUGAUAAGAUACUCAAGCAUAGGGACGACGGUGGUUGCCCUGCCAAAGGGUUUUAUACUUAUGAUGCUUUCAUUGCUGCUGCCAAAGCCUUCCCCGCCUUUGCUACAACUGGUGAUACUGCCACCCGUAAGAGGGAGAUUGCUGCUUUCUUAGCUCAAACUUCUCAUGAAACUACUGGGGGAUGGGCGACUGCACCAGAUGGACCAUACGCAUGGGGCUAUUGUUUUAACAAGGAGAAAAAUCCAGGAUCUUACUGUGCCUCGGAUCCAAAUUAUCCAUGUGCUGCUGGUAAGCAGUAUUAUGGCCGCGGUCCUAUUCAACUUUCUUGGAAUUACAACUAUGGACAGUGUGGAAAAGCCAUAGGAGCGAACUUGCUGAACAACCCGGACCUUGUUGCCACAGACCCUGUGAUCUCCUUCAAGACAGCAUUCUGGUUCUGGAUGACCCCUCAAUCACCCAAGCCGUCGUGCCAUGAUGUUAUCACCGGGAAAUGGAACCCUUCCGGAGCCGAUAAGUCAGCCGGUAGGUCUUCCGGGUAUGGUACGAUCACAAACAUCAUCAACGGUGGACUUGAAUGUGGUAAGGGCUCGGAUGGGAGAGUGGCGGACCGCAUAGGGUUUUUCAAGAGGUACUGUGAUUUGCUUGGAGUUGGUUAUGGUGACAACCUUGACUGCUAUAAUCAGAAGCCGUUUGGGUCUGGACUCGCUACUUAUUAUUCACCAUCCUCAUCAAAAGUGUCCUCGAUAUAGUACGAGUAUGCUAGCUCAAUUUCUACUCUGCGGGUGGUUGUGUUGUGUUGUGGUACGUACGUUGUUGUAUGUCGAUCACUGCACUUCUGACGUUGUUUCAUGUAAUGGAAUAAUAUGGAUAGUGGCUAUAUGAGAAUAAUUGUAAGUAGCUCACAGGAUUAUAUAUGUGAGUUUAAUCCUUUUGUGAGCUACUCUCACUUGGGCACUUUAUGAGCUAAUGAUCGAUAAGCUUAAUCCCUUAAUUAAAAAGCUAAUUUGAUAUUUCAUG
Molecule: messenger RNA, 1356 nt
Organism: Fragaria vesca subsp. vesca
Lineage: Eukaryota; Viridiplantae; Streptophyta; Magnoliopsida; Rosales; Rosaceae
Product: endochitinase CH5B-like
Exons: 3
Coding region: 45-1088 (347 amino acids)
Biological process (GO): defense response to fungus; cell wall macromolecule catabolic process; chitin catabolic process
Molecular function (GO): chitinase activity; chitin binding
Source: RefSeq, a predicted model, not a curated record